UCACGUCUUAGUUGUCAUUCCUCCUGGCAAUCGGACGGCGUUCAUUUUAUUGUACUCUACAGAAAACGUGGGAAACAUUCUUAUCAAGUUUACCAAGUCGGUUAUCGGCAUCUUCCUCCAGAGCUUACCCUGGGUGCAUCUUCCUAUCAGCCUUUUGUCAAAAUCUGGUUGAUAUCUGGACUACAAUCAUUGCCGCAAUUUGAAGUUCUACGUACAGAGUUUGAACCUUACUCUGGUGGGGCACGUUCCGGCAUGAAUACAAUAAAUUCGAAGGUAUAUAUUGUUGAAAUACGGAGAUCCUUUGGGGUUUGUGACGAUGAACAGGAGACCUGUGAACGUGGAUGCAGUUUCAGUGCACAGAAUCAGUUCUUCUGUCAUCGCACAUGCUUGAACACAAACGGAAAGUGCAACACAAGUCCAAGUGAUUCGUGCAAAUUCCGCGAACCAUACAGAGGAACGUGGAACUUGAUUGAAGAUGAAUACCACGGAGCCUCCAGUACAACUACUGACAUUUUACUUGUUGAAGAAAACAAGCUACGUUUCAACACAUCGAGUCAUCUACAGCAAGAGGACGAAUUGCACUGUGUACGUGAACUACGAGAAGCGGAACAGGAUUUAAGACUAUUCAUGAGGUCGCUGAAAACUCUUCGACAGCCCACGAUCAGUUUUGCCCUUCUUGGGGCUCAUCAGGUAGGCGCAGUCUCCGGAUUUCCGUCAACCCUGCGAGUGGUUUCUUUUAUGAAAAUAUACUGCGAUGUCUCAGAUAUCGUGCCAACUGAAAUA
Molecule: messenger RNA, 783 nt
Organism: Opisthorchis viverrini
Lineage: Eukaryota; Metazoa; Platyhelminthes; Trematoda; Opisthorchiida; Opisthorchiidae
Exons: 5
Source: RefSeq, a predicted model, not a curated record